AUAACAAUGAAUUUCAAUUUUAUUUUAGCAAAAGCACCUGGAAAUUGAAAGAACUACCAAAUGGCUGAAAAUGCUAAAAGGAUGGGAAAAAUACAAGAACACUGAAAAGUUUCAUAGGAGAAUUUACAAAGGAAUCCCACUCCAGCUCCGAGGUGAAGUGUGGGCUCUCCUUCUUGAGAUCCCUAAAAUGAAAGAAGAAACAAGAGAUCUUUAUAGUAAAUUAAAACACAGAGCACGGGGUUGUUCACCUGAUAUCAGACAAAUAGACCUUGAUGUCAACCGCACAUUUAGGGAUCAUAUUAUGUUUAGAGACAGAUAUGGUGUUAAGCAACAAUCCUUAUUCCAUGUUCUUGCUGCAUAUUCUAUUUAUAAUACGGAAGUUGGGUACUGUCAGGGGAUGAGCCAAAUCACAGCUCUACUCCUCAUGUAUAUGAAUGAGGAAGACGCCUUCUGGCCCUGGUCAAACUCUUCUCAGGCCCCAAACAUGCCAUGCAUGUCGAAGAAACUAAUGUAG
This is a messenger RNA of Castor canadensis (American beaver), 514 nucleotides long. NCBI's taxonomy places the organism in Eukaryota, Metazoa, Chordata, Mammalia, Rodentia, Castoridae. The record is from RefSeq and is a predicted model, not a curated record.